This is a messenger RNA of Motacilla alba alba, 3391 nucleotides long. RefSeq names its product eukaryotic translation elongation factor 1 epsilon 1 (gene EEF1E1). Gene Ontology annotation, cellular component: nucleus; aminoacyl-tRNA synthetase multienzyme complex; cytoplasm. Bases 1 to 615 code for a protein of 204 amino acids. The transcript is spliced from 4 exons. The record is from RefSeq and is a predicted model, not a curated record. Gene Ontology annotation, biological process: positive regulation of DNA damage response, signal transduction by p53 class mediator. Lineage: Eukaryota; Metazoa; Chordata; Aves; Passeriformes; Motacillidae.
AUGGCAGUGACGCUUCCUUCGGCGGCGCCGCGGCGCUGUCCGCCAAUGGGGGGAGCGGUUGUUGCCGCCCUCCUUCCCUGUCCCGCGUGUCCCGCCGCGCAAGAUGGCGGCAGCGGUGCGGGGCGCCGAGGAGCUGGAGCUGCUGGAGCGGCUGCUGGGGCUGCCGGGCGGGAACAAAUUCCUAUUCUCCAAACCAACAAUGGCCCUGGGCUGACAGGGUUGAUGACCAUCGCUGCCCACCUGGUCAGGCAGGCUAGGAAGGACCAGCUGCUGGGAAGCACUGCCGAGGAGAAGGCUGUGGUGCAGCAGUGGCUGGAAUACAGAGUGACCCGGGUAAAUGGAGGCUCCAGUAAGGAAGAUACUAGAACAAUUCUGAAGGAUCUUAACAUGCACCUUGAAGAUAAAGUCUACCUUGCAGGAAACAUUUUUACCUUAGCAGACAUUUUGAUGUACUAUGGAUUGCAUCAUAUCAUGGUGGACCUCACAGUGCAAGAAAAGGAGAAAUACCUUAAUGUGUCUCGUUGGUUCAACCACAUUCAGCAUUACCCAGGUGUCCGACAGCAUCUGUCCGAUGUCAUCUUUAUCAAGAACAGAUUAUACACUAAUGCUCAUUGAGGCAAAUCUUAAUGUCGUGUUGGAAUGAGGUGUGGGAGUUCAGAAGUUGUACUGUCCAAAGCCACUAACCUGCAAAUUCUGUUUUGUAACCUUCUGUAUGUGAACCGUAACUGUCAAUGCCUCAAAUAAUACAACUGCAUUGAAUUGCUGUUGUUCAUUCAAGAAUUUGAACUAAAGAAUUGUUAUUGUGUAUCUGAUUAAAUGCAGAAAUGGUAGAAAGAUGAAAAAAUGGAAUUUUAAUUCACUAUUUUUUAAAAAAUUUAAUGUUCUUUUAAUUAAACAUUCAAGUGAAAUUACAUGAUCUUUACCAUCAAUUAUUCACUCCAUUUGCUAUUUAUUGAAUGUUUAUGUAUGUCAGCCAGCUUUCCUUUCAUUUUCCAUGGAUGUUUACAGUAGUUUUGUACAAGUUAAGAGCUAUAUUGUGUGCCAAGGAUGUGAAAAAGGGAACAUGCAAAUGUUACAAAGUAUUUAUGUGACCGAAUAAAUUAUUUUAAAGCUGUAGUCUUAAUUUGGCUGUGAAACUUUCUAGUUUUUCUUCAGUAAAGAAGAUUUUAAAAGGUUAGUUCACUUCCUGCUUCAUUUUGUGGUGCACUGUUUUGACUGUGGAAGCAUUUUGCUUUCAAACUGAGUAGCAAAGUUAGUGUCCUUUAAGAUUUUGUAUGUGCCUCGCUUCAUUUUUUACACAAGUGCAGAUGCACUUUUCCCACCCUGAAACAAAACCAACCAAAACCCUCAACUUAAAAUACUUUGCUGCUAUAUCAAGUUCAUUACCAAUGUUUAAAAUGGGCUUUAAAACCAACUGCACUGUUGUUGAGUCACAUUUAGAUGGGGCAUUUUACUGUAGAAUGUGGUCCUCUGAUUUUUAUUUGUAACACGUAUAAAGGUGCUAACUUGAAUUGGUUACUUUCUGCACAAUUCAAAUAAUAUUUCUUUUAAGACACAAAAGAAAUACAAAAAUACUUUGAUAUUUUGAUAAAUGAACUUCUAUGUUGGUUUCUUCAGCACUGCUUAGCAGACAGGUUCACUCAUACAUUCUUUUGUUUUAUGUGCUACUUAGAAGCCUCUCACCCAAUAAAUAUUAAAAAAAAAGCUCUGUUGGGUAGAUGUUUGAGCACUUUGAAUGUUAAAAGGCCUUAAAAAAAAGUAGAUAAUGAGAUAAGGUAAUUAAAAUAUAUCCUGACACAUAAACGGACAGAAGAAACUUGGAAGGAUAAGCAUAGCCUGGACAAUUACAGGUUCUAAUAUGUGUUUUCUGUAGAUUUUUGUUCUUAAUUCUUUUACUGAAGGUUUAUAGGCACACCAAGUUACUUUAAGGGCAAAACUUUCAGAAAUUUGUUACCUAAUAGCAUGUAUUCAAGUGAGUUUGCUUUUUUCCUCAUGUGUGGGAGCAAGUGAUGGUAAUGCUUAUAAAAAUUCCUGCAUUUCUACUAAAUUCUGCUAUAAUUAAUCAUUUUCUGCUUCAGAAGGGGAGCAUGUGUGUGAAUCAUCAGUGCAUUUAGUCAGGGUUUAGGGAAGUUUCAUGUUCAUCUUACAGAUUUAUUGUUUUUAUCGAUGCUUUUGCAAGGGAGAAUGAUAGAAGUUCUUUAAAGUGAAUGUGCAAACCUUCAUCCAUGAAAAUAGCUUACAUUACAACUGAGAACGCUGAAAUUGAGCCAGAGCUAAAUGUUACUGGGAACAAUACUGUCAUCUUUUCAGUUAGGUUGUUGUAGAGAUGAUGAUACAAAAUGUCAUAUUAUUUUAAAUCCCAAACAGCUGCUGUUUGCAAGUAUUGGGAUUUCUCAGGUUGGCUACAUGCUACUGCUGCAGUAUCCCCUAGCCUCUUGUGCCAGUUUUAUUUUCUCUGGUGUAGAACCAAAGUGUUACUUGCUGCUGAAAUGUUAAAAAAAAAAAAAAGUUCACCUAGUAGAAAGAUAAAAUGUUUAGAAGUGGAUUAGUAAUAUUUAACUCUCUACUAUCUAAAAGGCAUUUGGUCAUUAUCGUGUAGUAACUUGAGCAUAAUUCAGUUUUCUUUUCCCUGCUUGGAGAAACUUUAGGGGAUAGAGGGUUAAAAGCAAAGAAGGAUGAAUUGAGACUUUGCCUUUAGAGAGAUGACUGGGAAAACCAGAUGGUAUCGAUUUUUCUCGCCUCUCCCCCUUUCUAUCUAAUGCCUUUUGAUCAAGGACAAAUAAAUCUGUAAGAAAACUUCUGAAAAUCCCACAAUUCUAUCUGAGUCGGUCUGAGACUGUAUGGGGUGCAUAUUUUACAACUAUGCUUCAUAAUUUGAAAAGAUGAGAUGUGUAGUGGGAGUUCUCGAAUUAACAUUUAUAGUCUGUGUAAAGGGUUUGCAUGGGUAAAUGUUCAGCUGCUUUUAAAGCUACUUCCUCCUUCUGUAAUAUUUUAUUAUACUUUCACUGAACAUUAGUAAAAGAAACUUGGCUCCCUUGCAGCCCCUUUCUCGGUUCUUAAAACUCCAGUUGCUGAAGGGCACUGUGAUGUUUUACUUUCGUUGUUUUGCAUUUUGAUGAUGAUGACCACAGUGAUGUGUGGAAUUUAUUUUCACAGCAUUUCAUGAACAGCACCACUUUCAUUUGUUAAUGUAUCUCAUCAUUGCAGUAUUAUUAUUUUGCAUAAUUGUUCUAAUUUAUUCAAGGGGCCUGACAUGUUAUGGUCUUAUAAGUAUGUGCCCCUGGGACUUGAGUGUGUUGCCAUAUGGUGAGAUAGUGCUGCAUGACAACCUUUCAGAAACAGAAGAAUUCAACAGUGAAAUAAAUAUGAUAAUUGCAAGUGUUCAGUGAAA